This is a messenger RNA of Paraglomus occultum, 518 nucleotides long. NCBI's taxonomy places the organism in Eukaryota, Fungi, Glomeromycota, Glomeromycetes, Paraglomerales, Paraglomeraceae. The record is from the annotation of a GenBank genome assembly.
GACGCCCAAGUCCAAGGAUCAAGAACUCUAACUACAGGCAUUGGACUCAAGUUACCUCCUAACACAACGGCAUUACUAAUCGCUUUAGAAGAACCAACCAAUUAUGUAGUUACUAAUCUGAUUACAGAUACGGAGUUCCGAGUAUCAGUGCACGUAAUUGCACCAUUCCCGACCUUGAUCAAUGCAAAACAAGCCAUAGCACGGAUUGUUCUAGUGCAAACUAUCAAUCCGGCUCCAGAAAUAGUCGCCGCAGGACAGAAAGUACAAGAACAACCCUCUCCGUUCCUAAAGACACUCAACCCCGACCAAGAUCAGCAAAUCGAAGACUUAUUGAAACAGUACGAAGAUAUAUUUGCUGCGGACCUCAAAAGCUUAGGCCAAACUACCAUCAUCCGUCACCGAAUAGAUACAGAAGAAGGGAAAGUCGCUUUUUCGAAAAAGUACAAACAAUCAUGGGAAAGCGAAGAUUUCAUCACUGCAGAAGUAGGAAGAAUGUUGGAAGCCAACAUAAUCAAGCG